AUGAACGUUACUGAUAUCCUCGGCUUGGUCGGCUUCACAGGACCGGCGAGCGAGCAUGUAAAUGCCUUUUUGGCUCACCCUGUCAAAGCGCCACACCCCAGUGCCCUGCAGAGUACUCCAGGAUCCCAGAGGUGCCAUGUCGUCCAUUCUGAGAGGCAUAACAUGGACAUCACCGUUCUCCCCAACAAUAACCAUCCAGAGAAAUUCCUCCAGCUGGAUGUGGGGAUGCUACCAGCCACCCACGGCAUGUUCCAGAUUGGGGCAGCACUCUCUGGCCAGAGGCAGUGGCAGAACAGAGUGUAUUCACAGAGAGAGCGGAGGGGGCUGAGAGGCACAGAAGGUCAGCGGCCUCCAGUUGUCAGCCUGGAGUUCAGAGACCGCGAGCUGGAGCAGCACAUCACACCACUCACUCUGAAACCAAAGAUCAAAAAGAACCCCCUCUACAUGGACAUACGGACUGCUGAAGCUGAGGAGAACCACAGGACCAAACCCUCCUGGACCAUCGAGGACUAUGAUAGACACGCAAUGCAUGGCAACCUAGCAGAGUAUCUACAGGAAGACCCUAGGAAACUGAACUUUUGGCUGGAAGAUCUCUACACCCCAGGCUUCGACUCCCUGCUGAAGAAGAAGGAAGCAGAACUGAAAAGGAACAAAAUCUGUAAAAUAUUGACUUCGGUCAUUCUGUCUGUUUGUGUAGUUGUGAUUAUUAUCACGGUGCCAAUUGUGGUGACACAAAGAAAAAACUGAUUUAUAAAAUCACAAUAGAACUGACGUCUGAGCAACAGCUUAUCUCAUAGCUCAGUUCAUUUGCAAUGCACCUUCUACCAUCACACAGAUCAUUACACAGGCCUCUCUGUGCCUCCACUACUUGGGCCUACAAGGUUCUAAUUUAAACCAGUAUAAAUCCUGAUGGUGGUAUAAGGAAAAGCAGCACCACCAACUUGACCAGUAACCGUCAAAAAACCUAAAAUUAUAUUGCUGCUUUUUUUUCUUUUGGUUUCUUUGUGUUUGACCUUUUCUGAUUAUAAAGAUUAUGGUUGAAGGAAAGCAAGAACUGAAUGGAUUAAUCAAUAGGCAAACCUAUAUGUUUAAUACAUGUUUUGCCAUUUCUUGCAUCUGACAAGGAUAAAGGCUCAUCACAAUACAAGCUACUGUGACAGAGAAACACUUACCUAGAACUCCAAACAGCUGCAGUGGUGGCACAGGUGAAUGGUCAAUAACUGAAUUAAGAUUUCGGCCAAAUAAAACACCAGACAUUUAUAAGUGCAUAAAUGUUUAAUUAAGGCCAUACAUUUUUCAAUUAUCCAAGCUGGUAAUGUAUUGAAAUACAGUUCACAGAUUAUACUUCAUGAAUGUUUGUCCAUUGCAGUUGGGCUAUUAUGGAAAUUUGAUAAAUAUGAUAAAUGUUUAUAGCGCUGCAUCCUGUAGGACUAAAAUACACAACAGCUCAAACGUUUGGAAUCAAUGUUUUCAAUAGUGGCCUGCCCAACCAAUGUCUUUGUGAGUAUGUUCAUCAAAUGAUUUUACUACGAAGCUAUUAUUGGGCAACUUUAUUGAGCAAUUUACUGUAGGGCAGCACUCAUAAUGCUUUAUGACACCUACCAGGUUUAAACCUUCCACUUUUUGCCCCUGAUGAAGUCCUUUGGUGUGUUUAGGGUCAUUGUCUUGCUGGGUGAAGCUCCUCCCGAGUAGACUGGAUGUACUUUUCUCUGAACAGGCAGACAGAAUGUUUGCCUAGACUUCUGACUUCAUGAGAUACAUCAUCAAUAAGGAUUCUGGCUGCUGGUUCCCGAAGCAGCCAUGCAAGACCAGGCCAUCACACUACCUCCACCAUGCUUUACUGAUGAGCUGGUAUGUUUUGGAUCAUGAGCAGAUGCUUUCUUUCUCUACACUUUACCGUUUCCAUCAGUUUGGUCAAGAUUAAUCUUGGUCUCAGCAGUUUAUAAAACUGAUGCGUAACUUUUGUGGCUCAUCUCUUUAUUUCUUUGCAAAUUCCAAUCUGGCCUUUCCGAUUCUUACUGCUGAUGAGUUGUUUGCAUCUUGUGGUAUGGCCUCUAUAUUUCUGCUCUCUUAGUCUUCUUUGAACUGUGGAUUGCGGUCCCUUUACCCCUGCACUGUGGAGGUUAGUGGUGAUGUCACUGUUGUUUUUUGGCUUUUCGUCACAGCUCUCACACAGUUCCUUUCUUUUUCAGGACAUUCAGGACAAAUUGUUGUGUUAUGCCCAAUGCUUCUGCAAAGGCUCUGCUCGAUUUUUCCUCUUUUCUCCGCUUCAAAAUAGCUCGCUUUUCGCCAAUAGACAGCUUUCUGGUCUUCAUGUUGGUUUAUCCUUUUUAAGAACAAAUGCAGUCUUCACAGGUGAAACCCAGGGUUUAAACCAAGACUAGACAUUCAGAGCUGUUACCUGUUCAAAAAUCAAUCUAACAGGGCAAACCAGGGCAACAAGAAAUGCAGUGUCCCAAAAAAUUGACAUCAUUUGAGAUGUGAAUAUCUGAGUAACUCCAUGUCCUGGGCAAACGAAAUUAAAUAGGCUUCAUGUUGAACAAUACAAGAUUUAUUUAUCAAAAUUCGAACAAGAAAUUCAGACGGAUGUAGAUUUUAUAACUGAUUUCACAAAGCUUCAGAAAUGUAAUAUCUUCCGUUACUGGUGGUCGUCCAGAUCCCUUCGCCCACAGACAGCCUUCCUCUUUGAAUUUUUUGUGCCAUGUCCAAAUCUGCUUUCCAGUUACUGCAUUUUUAUUGAAUUUUUUCGAAAAUGCACGCUGCAUGACUGUGUUCGUGCAUAUUCUAACACACAAAAUGCCUUUUCAUUUCUAGUGAAGGCCAUUCUUCAACCAGAAAAUAAAACAUUAAAAAUUAAACUUGGUUAGUUUUACACAUUUUGUUAAAAUUUGAGAUAAUUUGAGGGACAACUGGCUGUUAUUACACUACGAAAUUGUCAUUUUUUUUGGGGACACCCUGUACAUGUCAGUCACAAGUCCCAACAUUGUUGCUCACUUGAAAAAUGGGUGGGUUUAAAUAAGAGGUGCCAUGUUUUAAGUUGUUUAAUACAUCUAAAUAUAAAUAUCAGGAAAUAAAAGCUGAAAUUAUGA
This is a messenger RNA of Colossoma macropomum (tambaqui), 3089 nucleotides long. Its product is annotated as major intrinsically disordered NOTCH2-binding receptor 1-like. The transcript is spliced from 5 exons. Lineage: Eukaryota; Metazoa; Chordata; Actinopteri; Characiformes; Serrasalmidae. Bases 1 to 747 code for a protein of 248 amino acids. The record is from RefSeq and is a predicted model, not a curated record.